GUGGCACGUCCUCUUCGUCGAUGCGCUCGCCGGCGGCCGCGGAUCAGUCGUCCUUCUGUAGCACCAUUCCCGUGCAAGAAAGCUUCGGCUUCGCCGAGGACGUCGAUCCAGGCGGGCAUGGCUACGCUCACCGGCUAGACGCAGAGGCGGAGAUCGUGGCUCAAGAUGGGGCUUCCAACUUGCAAGGCGCAGGAGACGUGGUUGUAAAAGAGCAAUGCGCUGCACCCGCACCGACGGCGACGGCACCAGGCGAAAUCUGCGUCGCGAGAACGGUCUCUGUUCAUGAAGAAGAUAAUGUUGACGCCAACGAAAACAACAGCGAGGUGCCUGCUCGUGGUGCUGUGUGUGCUGCUGUUGAUUCUGGACAGACAACAAAUUUUUCAGUCGAAGAAAACCGAAACGAAAACGUGACUGGCGUCACGUCGAGGAAACAUAGCAAAGAGCAACCGGAAGUGGAGAUGAAGAACCGGAAGCAGGCGGAGCGGCAUGCUUCUGGUUCGCUGGAAGAUGCGCCUCCAUCUAGUAGCGAAUCGCGUACAACACGGAACUGUGCGCAACAAGCGGGACUAGAGAGAGAGCAGCCGCAGCCCGCCCCCGCCUCAGCCUGUGCACUAGAGGAACAGGAGAGAGCAGCGGCUGGCUCAGACACGAUCGAGUACCCACCUUCAAACGCUUCGUCGAAGACGAACACUGGGGCAACCGCAGCAGGUAUUUGUCCUUCUGGCUCGUCUGGUAGCUCCGUCCUACCUGCGGGUACGGUCUCGGUACAACUUGAAGGUGGAUCGCUGGCGCAAAAUCUUCCAGCCGGUGAGAACACAAGAAUUCCGCAAACAACACUUUUUCCUCCAUCUCCGGGGCGGGUAGCACUUGCAGCACGGAACGAGUGUCGCGAGGAAGAGGACCAAACCGAUCGCACAAGAAACACCUCCCGCGAACCACCUUCGGCGUCGCCCGUUGAAAGUCAUGUAGCAGGUCGCAACUCGUCACGGACGAACACGUACUUCAAGAAGGCUUGCCCCCAACAACAAGGGCUGCACCAGGUCUCCGCAGCAAACGCAGGCGCAGGCGGACAGGGCGGCUGGGAGUCCCUGAUGAGAGAGCUAAAGCGGCAUGAAAAUGACCUGGAACCAUAUCUCGAAAAUGUCGCUCCACCCGGACCGCAAGUUUCGUGUGGAACACUUGGAACAAUGGGUGGUCCGGGUUGUAAGCUCGCUGGGAGUGUUGCGCCCGGUAGUAUGGCUAUCAGCAGGAAGCCCUUGUUCUCCAGCAACGCUAAGAGGACUCACAUGCUCGGCGACUAUGACCACGACCACAUUAAUAGCAGAACGACAAAAGCGCCACGCUCGCCGCUCCUGGACCCAAAGCUUUACAUCGAAAACAUAAUUCUCCGCUCGACUCUGCGAGUGCCACCAACUUCAGCGCGAGAACAGGGCACAAUCACUCAUCAUGUGCAGGCGGAGAGCGCGCGCAGCGAGGAUGCGGAGCAGAGUACCGACAUCAUUCAGGAGUUUCUUGGUGAAGCCGCGGUGGAGCGAGGGCGCGCGGAAGGCUCAACAAGCCAACAGAAGAUCCAUGCUAGAGCUAGCGAUCCAGCAAUGAAGAACAACAUGCAAGAGGACGACGCAACAGCACGCGCGCCAUCGAACCCUGCUGACGCAAACCCAAACACAAGCAGUAAAGGAUACCACUCGGCGGCAGAUGUCUUCAAGCAUGCUGCAAUUGAACAAGAGGGAAACGAUCACGAUCAGCGGCCGCUCGUGCCGCGCCUCGCUGCGUUGUCUUUGCAGCAGCAGCAGCAGAAAAGACAAUCUCAAAGCUACUCUAACAUGAUGUUACCUGCUCGUCUACCUCUAGGCACCAGUCAGGCCGGCAGGGAAACCGAGCAGCUGAUCGCCCACGGGCCCUCGCUUCUGCCAGGAGAAAACAUUACACUUCGCGUUCCUGGUGGUGCACCGCCCGCAGGAGGUGAACCGAUUUUCAUACCUGAUCCAAUUCCCGAGGAGUCCGCGGGGGAGCGAGAUUGGUCUCCUCGUGAACAAGAAGGGCUUGACUGCUCGAGCCAGCUCUCGCGGUCGGUCAAUCUCUUGCUAUUGGAAGCAGACUCGUUGUCGCCGCAAGUCGGACGGGAUUCUCAACAACUCGAUCGCCAGCAUCGAGGCGAAUUCUACCAUCGCACACAGAAUUUGAAUUCACCGCGACACCAUCGGGAAGCAACUAACAACUUUGAAGAUCAAACGACGCAGCACCAACUUCCUCUAGGAGUGAAGGAAACAUCGGCCACUGCCUCAUCAACACUACUUGUGACGACGACAAACACCAAUGAACUUCGCAGUGACGCAGCGCUAGGGACAGUGAUGCUGUCAAAAGAAAAAGAACCUUCCAGUUCGGCAACAACGCUGCAGAACCUGCUUCCUCUGUUGCGGAACCCAGCCGCGCUUGCCCUCAAUCCACACGAUCUGCGACUGCCGUUCACGUUGCGGAUCAAACUGUUCAUCCUUGAUUCGCCACACGACCUUCCCGCUGCUCACUCGUCUUCCUGUUCGCUCUAUCACGAACCCGAAGUGGUGAUGAGCAAAACCAGCACAACAAGAAGAACAGCGGCGCCUUCGACGUCAUCCGUCCGGUUGGUGAACGGCAACCACGGUGGAGAGCAGAUGUUGAGCCGUCCUUCACACAGUGUGCUCAGUGGCUCAGCGUCCCAAGAAGGCGUACUUGAACGAAGUAACCCUCACCGUCACCGUGCUGCAGCAUCAUUUUCUCAUCAACAGUGGGCCGCUAAUCAGGAUAGCGGCGCACCAACUACCUUGAGUUCCUCCCGACGACCGUACCAUGCACCAGAAAUGGUUCCCAGCACGCCUAUCGUCCUCGAACAACAGCACGCGGGUGGCAGGUUGGUCCCUCUGCGACAGCAGAGUGAAUACCACGCGACAUCGUCAGCGCCGCUGCUCAGCAAGCAAAUUGGAAUCGCAAAUGACGGAACAAGAACUGCGGAAAUCGACUCCAGUUUUACGAGUUAUACGCAGGAGCAUGACAACUCCAAGGCCGGCGGAGAACCGGCAGCAGAAGGACAUCAAACACCGCAUCAAGAGCAUAACUCUGACGAUCUUCACGUACGGAAACAGCGGCAUAGAAGCGAGCAACACCCAUCAGGACUGCAGCCGUGUUCGUCGACAAUCUCUGUGCCGCAGACAAAGCGCAAGACACCAACUGUCGUCCAGUCUUGUGUAAUGCCCGACAGCGGUUCGCAGGUGCAAGGAAUAGGGAAGGAAAGCGGAAGGCAACUGCAAUCUUACGACCGGAACGACAUUCAUGCGGCUGAUGCGCACGAGUCAGCGUUACCAGGAGCACCUCCGCAGCAGCCCCAAGGGCAACAAAAAAGCGACGCCACCUAUCCAACGAUCGGGUCAGCUGUGCAUUCAGCAGACGGAAAUCGUAGAACUAGAAACAGCUCCUCCGUGCGCAGAGCGCGCCAAUUGCUAUCCAGCAUCACAAGUUCCACGAAAAGGGAUUAUGGAAAGGAUCGAUCGGGUACUACUAGCAAUCGGCGUUGUGUAAACAACACUUCUUCAGCCGAUCAACACGACGCCCGGAGGCCUGGCGCGCUAAGAAAAACGCACGAGCGCAGAAGUACGCGGCAGGUUGCAGAAAAUCGAACUGCCUCUCUGCAUCGAGAUCGAUAUGAGCACCGCGGGCGAGAAUUGAUUUCUUGUAGAAGGAGCACAGCUCGUCGUGGUCGACGCGAUUCUUCGUCCUCCUCGCGGAACAGAAGUUAUUCCCGUGCUUCGCCUGAUGCGAGUCCAUAUUCCUCGCCAGCUUCCAGUGCCAGCAGCGGCGGAAGCUCUUCGACAUCCAGUGCGACCUCGCAGAGCUACUGCAGCAGCUCGUCCUCGAGAAAUGGGCCGGAAGACGACAUAGUCAUAGAAGAACGUCGUCCUACGGGCACUGGUGCUGCCACGAACAGAGGUAACGGUAACCACAAGGGAAGGCGCACCGAUCUGCUCCUCGAGCGCAGACUUCAUUCGCCAACAAGAACGAAGAAGAAAAGGACAAGUUGUGAUGGGACACCUGCUGGUGGGACGACCACGACACCGAUUAGUGGCGGUGUUAGCGUCGCAGAAUUUACACGCGGAUUUGAACAGGACGAGGACCAACAAGGUGUAUUAGCCGAUCAAGAGGAGGAUUUUGCACGCCCUGAUUAUGUGGCCGCCGACACUCUGGACGACCUCGAGGUCGAGACCGACAAGGACACAGUAGCGGCAACCCUUUCGGAAGUAAGCAACAUAUACGAGGAGCAACGGCGCCGGUGGUAUCACACUCCCAGCACGAGCAGCCGACCUGCGAGCCACCGGGCUACAACACGACUUUUACCACCUGCCGGAGCCGUAUCUAGUACUUGCGGUCCUCCUGCUACCGCUAAACGAAACAGUAAGGCCAGCGCCGUCGCAGCACGACAUGGUGAACAAGAUUCGACACUCGAAGCGUCCUCUUUUGAUGACAUCCCUCAGCGUGUUGUGCGAUCUGCCGCAGCUUCCAGUAAGAACUACAGGAGUGACGACAGGUGGGCGAGCAGCACGUGGGUCGACGUCGGCAGGGCCAAAUUCAUGGAAGGACUUCACCAGGCAGCAAGUCCGGAUGAUGAACAGGAAGAUUUUUUCGAGGACGAAAAGACGGUAGACUGUUUUUACCAUCGUCCCAAGACAGUGUUGACAGCUUCUGCCUCUGGAUCUUCAUCUUCAGCAUGCAGGAAAAAUACUGCGAGGUCCUCAGCGGUCGCGACACGGGCACGGCCGGAGGCAGCUGUGUUAGAAGUUCUGCUCCCGCGCGGUGCCAGACUCGGCGAAGAAUUCGUCGUCCCGGUGCCUAGCCGAUGGGACUCCAGACAGUCCACGUUCGGAUUUUUUGUUGCCGAAACCGAUAUUAGCGAGCAGGAUGCGGUGCACGUAAAAACCGUGGUGUUACCACCACCGGAGAACGGUGCAGCUGACAACCGUGCGUGCUCGACGUCGACGGGGAAAUCGAACUUUUUCCAAGACGCGCUACAGGGGCCGGUCCCCGCAAGAUAUGAGGACCACGAGGAAACUAUUCCAAACGACAACAAAAUUGUUUUCAAAGGAAGCAUCUCCGCCGAGGGGGACGUCGUUGCAUCUGUGCGUGGGAAAGAAGCCCACCUCUUCAACCUGAAAGAAAUCUUCGAAGCUGCCAGAAGCACAAGUCUUUAGUUAAGCAGUCAGAUUUGCUUAUUGCAGCUGAAGAGAGAAUAGAGUGCAUAUCCAUUGCUAAAUGAAUAAUGCCUCCCUCUGCCCGACUUCGAGUCUUUUUCGAUUUCCGACUCUCGUCGAUGAACAAGAAGUGUAUGAUCUGAGUCUAUGUCUUAUCUCCUCUGGGUCAUGGUCUCUAACCCUGGUCUCAUUACUACAGCGACACAGUAACAGACAGCCACAGCUACAAAGAAGACUGACCACCUCGGCCAGCUUCUGUGUCAUUAUGCCCUCCUUUGGGCCGCGGUAGUGGGUGCGUCUAUAACCGCCGCAGAAGGGCGCGACUCUUAGGAACACGAGGUGAAGGUCCUCGACUUUACAAAUGAAUGCUCCUACGACAAAAUGCUUCAAUUCUGUUCGUUUUUGGUUUUGCUUUAUCAGCUUUUACUUCCGGUUUGUUGCCACCGUGAAUGAAAGAUGCGAAACAUAGUUAGAGUAUGCCGAUGUUGUACUUGCUGGGGGUGGAGCAGGUGUAGUUUUGGCACCUCCACGUCCGC
Amoebophrya sp. A120 is the source of this 5755-nucleotide messenger RNA. NCBI's taxonomy places the organism in Eukaryota, Dinophyceae, Syndiniales, Amoebophryaceae. The record is from the annotation of a GenBank genome assembly.